AUGUACACAGAAAUCGAAGGAACCCAUAAAAUUGGGUCCCAAUCUCUCUACACCAAAACCUGGAAACCUGAUGCACCUCCAAAAGCCUUACUAAUUUUCAUCCAUGGCUUCUCCGAUCACAUAAACCGCUACUAUAUUCUCUUUCCUACGCUUGCGUCUCGCGGGAUCGAAGUACGCGCUUUCGACCAACGAGGUUGGGGUCGCAGCGUCACCAAACCUUCUGAAAAAGGUCUUACAGGACCAACCUCCCUCGUAAUAUCCGAUAUCGUUUCGUUCAUCAAAGCACAAAUGCCUUCUCCUGUUCCUAUAUUCCUAAUGGGUCACUCGAUGGGUGGAGGCGAAGUCAUUACUUUGGCUAGUGAUCCCAAGUAUGCGGAUUUGAUGCAUAGUAUACGAGGAUUUCUUUUAGAGGCACCUUUUGUUGCGUUUCCCAAGGGAUUUGAACCGAGUUUUCUAACUGUGUUCUUCGGGCGAUUGGCAGGGAGAUUCCUGCCGCAUAGACAAAUGGUGAAUAAACUUCCACCGGAGAAUCUUACCAGAGAUCCGGAGGUUAUAAAAUCGAUAAAUGAGGAUACCUUAAUGCAUAAUACGGGAACACUUGAAGGGCUGGCAGGAAUGUUGGAUAGAACUGCUGCGAUGAAUCAAGGAAAGACGAAGUUAAAUCCAGGUGUUAGGAGUUUAUGGUUAGGACAUGGGACAGAGGAUAAAGGGACGAGUUUUGAGGGAAGAGUUUAA
This is a messenger RNA of Sclerotinia sclerotiorum 1980 UF-70, 735 nucleotides long. RefSeq lists its product as hypothetical. Gene Ontology annotation, cellular component: membrane. The record is from RefSeq and is a predicted model, not a curated record. The coding region runs from base 1 to 735 and encodes 244 amino acids. NCBI's taxonomy places the organism in Eukaryota, Fungi, Ascomycota, Leotiomycetes, Helotiales, Sclerotiniaceae. The transcript has 3 exons. Gene Ontology annotation, molecular function: lipase activity.